Messenger RNA from Prunus armeniaca (apricot), 1353 nucleotides. Lineage: Eukaryota; Viridiplantae; Streptophyta; Magnoliopsida; Rosales; Rosaceae. The record is from the annotation of a GenBank genome assembly.
AUGGAAGACACCCUUCUCACCUCACAGGGUCAAACCAAUACUAUUUGGGCUGGUAAUAUUCUCAAUAUCCAUGAUGUACCAAACAUUUGGCACAUUCCUCUCUUACUUAGGAACCAAAAUGCUCAUCAUUCAAUUCUUCAACAACUAAAUUUACUAAGCAUUGCUAUGCCUCCUGAACUAAGAGAUUGGACCAAGAUGGCAGAGACUUACGAUAAUCUCACAAAUUCUGUGAGGAUUGCCAUGGUGGGGAAGUACGUUGGCUUUACAGAUUCAUAUCUAUCUGUAGUGAAGGCCCUUUUACAUGCUUGCGUCGCAUGUUCUUUAAAGCCAUCAAUUGACUGGAUUGCCGCUUCUGACCUUGAAGAUGACAGUGCCAAACUGACACCAGAAGCACAUGCUGCUGCAUGGGAGACUCUAAAGAAUUCUGCAUGCGUCUUGGUUCCCGGCGGAUUUGGAGAUCGUGGAGUGAAAGGUAUGAUAUUAGCUGCAAAGUAUGCCAGAGAGAACAAUGUUCCUUAUCUUGGGAUUUGUUUGGGCAUGCAGAUUUCCGUGAUUGAGUUCGCAAGAUCCGUUUGGAGUUUAGAAAGGGCAGACAGCACAGAGUUCGAUGAACAUACACCAAAUCCUGUUGUAGUUUUUAUGCCCGAGGGUUCAAGAACACAUAUGGGAAGAACAAUGAGACUGGGAUGCAGAAGAACACUUUUCCAGACUCCUGAUUGCAUUACUUCAAAGCUGUACCAUAACUCGGAGUAUGUGGAUGAACGGCAUCGGCAUAGAUAUGAGGUGAACCCAGAUGUUAUUGGAAUUCUUGAAGAAGCGGGCCUAAAAUUUGUAGGGAAGGAUGACAGUGGAAGACGAAUGGAGAUUUUAGAGCUUCCAAGCCAUCCAUUCUAUAUAGGAGUGCAAUUUCAUCCAGAAUUUAAAUCACGGCCUGGGAAGCCCUCAGCUCUCUUUUUAGGUCUUAUCUUGGCAGCAACAGGGCAGUUGGAAACAUAUCUUGACCAGCAUCCAAAUACAACAAGGGAUAUUAAUGAAGUGCAUGGAGGAGGAUGUUCAACGGUUCAAUUUGAGGAUGGGGAAAAUGGAAGUCUUAUCGAAGGACAGCUGACGCUCAAAGUAAUAUUGAUUAUCAUUGCGAUGAUGAUGAUGACGAGCAAGGCUCUUGAGAAAGUUGGGGACAACCCGCAGUUCCAUCAUGAGGCGUCGUCUGAAGACACCGCCUUUUCUUGCCCAAGGCAAUGCCCGACGCAGCAGCUUCCAUGCUCUACGACCCCCAUCAGAAUGAUGAUGAUGACGAUCACCAUUAAUAGUUUCUUGGACAUCUUCAUCAUUAUAUCGAUCGUCAACAAUUGA